Molecule: messenger RNA, 912 nt
Organism: Symbiodinium pilosum
Lineage: Eukaryota; Dinophyceae; Suessiales; Symbiodiniaceae
Source: the annotation of a GenBank genome assembly
AUGCCUGCUGACUCGAAAGACUCCUGGAACUCAGCGUCUGAGGGAUAUGCGCCGUUCGAAGCCUUCACAGGCCAAUUUACCCGUGCGGCAUGUGUCGAGUUGCCAGACUUGCUGCCUGAAACUUCUGGCACGGUGAGGAUUAUGGAUGUUGCUGCUGGAACAGGUGCAUCCACAUUUGCCUUGGGCAAACAAAUGUCAGAUCAUUGCAGGCAAGCUCGCCGCACUGCGGCCAUUGUUGCUACUGACUUCAGCGAUGUUAUGUUGAAAACGUUGAUGCAGAAGUUCAACGCCACCGCAGCAGACUCGGAGGUCGCUGCGACGCAAGCAGCAGCAAAGGAAGGGGUACUGGAACUUACAUCCCAGGUUGCAGAUGCACAGGACCUCUCAGCUUUUGCUGAUGGAACCUUCAGUGCAAUAACUUGUACCUUCGGAAUCAUGUUUCCGCCAUCUCCAGAGAAGGUGGUUCGUGAAUUCUGGCGACUGUUGAUGCCUGGUGGAGUCGCUGUGGUCACUACUUGGCAUUACAAUAACAUUCCUUAUGACAUCCUACCCGAUAUUGCACAUGUUUUCAAAGGUCAUAGUCGCUUCAAAGACUUGCCCAUGGCAGCUGCUACUCAUAAGUUCGGACAAGAAUGCUACAUUCGGCGCUUGUUUCGUGGAGACCUCGACAGUGGACCAAAGUUAUGGAAGGACAGCGACCUCAGCGCGAGAUUUGUCGCUGGUUCUUCUGUUUGCCUUCCACAACAUCUGGCCGCGAUGAUGAACAAGAAUCCGCUGUCCAGCGAUUUGGGUGACUGGGACGAAGCCGCUGUAGAGAAGUAUCUGCAGGAUCACUGGACGGGAGAGAAUGGACAAAUCAUCCUCAGAGGCACAGCCCUUGUUCUUGUUGCACGGAAGACAAAGAGCGAAUAA